UCAAAGAUUCGCACACUCCUGCAAGGCUUGGAGUUAGGAGACCAGCGCCCGUCACAACUGUUAAAUCAUAUGCGUGCUCUCGCCGGCAAGGCAGUUGGGGAACCACUAUUAAAGUCCUUGUGGCUAUCAAGAUUACCAGCGAACACUCAAAGUAUUCUUGCUGCGCUAAGCGAGGACCUACUCCAACUAGCUACGAUAGCCGACAAAAUCUCGGACCUAACCAUCACGCAAAGUGUAAAUUCCACUUCGAGUCAACAGUUAACGCACCCUUCCUCGUUAGAAUUUCAAAUUGAGCAGCUUACCAAUCAGGUAGCAGAAUUAUCGGCCAUAGUGCAUUGGGAGCGACCACGUGAGAUGAAUAGUCGUCCAAUGUUCCACCCCCGAAAACGUAGCCAGUCCCGAGGCCGUUACCGCAGGUACAAAGAACCGAUGAACAAUCAAUGCUUUUACCAUACCAACUUUGGAGAGAGAGCCAGGAAAUGCACACCUCCCUGCUCUUUCCAGCCGUCGGGAAACUAGCAGAGCGGCCGUCUGGGGCCAACAGUUGCGACUGCUUGAUUGACCGAAUAUUUAUGGCCAACCCGUCUACAAACUUGAGUUUUUUGGUCGAC
Messenger RNA from Centruroides sculpturatus (bark scorpion), 611 nucleotides. RefSeq lists its product as uncharacterized. The transcript has a single exon. Bases 70 to 519 code for a protein of 149 amino acids. NCBI's taxonomy places the organism in Eukaryota, Metazoa, Arthropoda, Arachnida, Scorpiones, Buthidae. The record is from RefSeq and is a predicted model, not a curated record.